Messenger RNA from Drosophila erecta, 6007 nucleotides. RefSeq lists its product as uncharacterized. Lineage: Eukaryota; Metazoa; Arthropoda; Insecta; Diptera; Drosophilidae. The transcript has 11 exons. Gene Ontology annotation, cellular component: cell-cell junction. Bases 291 to 4181 code for a protein of 1296 amino acids. The record is from RefSeq and is a predicted model, not a curated record. Gene Ontology annotation, biological process: cell-cell adhesion. Gene Ontology annotation, molecular function: cell adhesion molecule binding.
UAAGUGAAGCAGUGCGCCAAAGCUCGGUGCGCUCAGUUCUCCGAUGGCGAACAGAUUGUUUGGACGUGUUUGCUGCGUCGCUCUGUGCACUUGCGGGCGGAUUUGUCGAUGAGCGGAGAAUUGAGAAAAUGCUCGUGCUAAUCUUAUUGACUGGAAGCGUGAAGAGUUCGUUAACGUUCCAAUAAUCGCGAAACGAUAUAGAAAGAUAUAUAUUCAUAAUUACAAUCGCGGUUGGGCCAAAAAAAGGAGCCCCAGCCGGAAAGCGGUGACAACCAAAAAGUCGGAUUGCAAUGUGUUUGUUUUACAAUCGUCGCCUCUUUGUGAUUCAAUUGAUUGAGAUCCUACUGCUGCUGCUAACCGACCACAAUGGACGACUGACACUAACCAAGGAAUCGACAACAGUUGCUGCCGCCGUCGCCCAACCGAAGAACUCAACCGCACUACUGCCAUAUCUGCAGAUCCAGAAGCACGCCGUCACAAGACUGACCAUCAGCAAGCCCCACUCCCCGUACUAUUUGCCAUGCAUACCCAUCCUAGCGCCCUACAACCACGAUCAGGACAACCAGCCCAUCUACUGCAGCUGGUAUCGAAAUGACGUGGUAGUCGAACAAGUAUCGUAUCGCAAAAAUGACUUCUUUAUCUACGACAAUGGUACGUUGCGACUGCCCACCAAUGAAAAGGCCAGCGGCGAGUAUUAUUGCAAGAUCGAGUGGGAUGAGUCGGCGGUGAUAUCCGACAGAAUCACUGUCGAGUAUCCAGUGCUCAAGCGGCAAUUUCCUGGCCAACAGCAGACGGCCAACAUCAGUGCGUUGGAAAACAAACCGCUCGUGCUGAGUUGCCCCUUUCUGAGUGUUCCAGCUGCCCGUUUUAGCUGGUACUUUGGCAACGAUUCCCUGACCAAUGACAACAGUGCUCUCAUCCUGUCAAAUGGCACCCUAAUAUUGAGGCAUUUGCGUCUGGAACAGGCGGGUAAAUACAAAUGCGUGGCCCAGAAUACAUUUGCCAGCAAGACGCACCGUCAGUUCAUUUGGCAACUGCAAGUGGAGCCAAAGGAUGCUACAUUUUAUCCCAAAAACGAGGCGGGAAUUACGGAGACAUCCGUUUCGGAGGCCCAACUACUGCCGGCGUUUCAGAAUGCAACGGUUUUCGUUGCCGCCGGCGGAUCCGUGUUGCUACAAUGCCACGCGGUGGCAGACUUUGUGCCCAUUGUGUGGUACCUCCAGCCGGCGAACAACAAGAUGGUUCGCCUGAGCAACAAUAGUGUCGCCUAUUCCAUCACUAAUGCUAGUAUAGACCGGCAUGAAGGACGCUACAGUUGUAUAACGCCACUGGAAACGCAGAACUUCCAGGUGAUUGUGACAACACCACCGAGGAUUGUGAGUCGCCUGCCCGUCGAGGUGGUGUACAUUGGUCUCUCGAGGACACUUACCUGCCGGGCAGAGGGUCAUCCGGAGCCGAGUAUCACCUGGUACCACAACGGGGUCCAUCUGAACAGCUCCUAUACACGGUACAUUAGCGGUAAUGAGUUGCACGUCCACUCGUUUGACUCCAAGGAGGAGGGCAUCUACCAGUGUGUGGCCAGAAAUGUGGCUGGUGAGGAUUCGGCGACGGGUGAGCUGCGAUUUAACCGGCAGCUCGAGGAGGUCAACCCACUGCAGAACAUUCGCUGUUAUCCGCACAGCUUCCAUUCGAUCAACAUCACUUUUGACAGCCGCACCCUAACGUCAAUGUUUGUGGUCUAUAUUGUGAGGAAUAAUCCCCACAGUUGGACCUCGUUUUCGCCCAUGAAGCUGAAUCAGACCUCCUACGUGGUGAUAUCUACUGAUUUGCCCGUUUACGAGCCUUUUGCCUUGAUCACCCGUGUUUUAUUUCCCACAACAGAGGUGAGAACAGGAACUUUGGUUCCCCAGCAGAUGAUUCUCAGCUCGCUAAGAAGUACACCAGUCACGUGCUGCACCCAGGGAUUAAUGCUUCGACCCAUUGCCGUGGGAAAUGACACGUUUGUUAAGUGGUCGCAGGGUCAGUUGGAGAACAAGAAGUAUUUUAUCCUGCAGUUCUCGAUCAACCACACCCAUCCGCAUCCUGCACAACUGUUAAAUGGAUCUCUACAAGGCACCUUGACUUCUGUCGAGGAAAAAGCCGACCAGGUGCGACGCCAUCUGACCGCAGUCCAGCCUCUUAAUCAAUCUGCGGCAGCCACAGUGCUGAGAAAUGUGGAGCACGAGGACAACGUUGUCGAUGACACCCUAGAACUGGAGGAUGACAUAUUUAGUCUUGUGGUGGAUGCCAGCGUAACAGGAAUUUUGUUGCAGAGAUUCACGCGCAUCAAAAUGAGAGUGCUGAUCAUCACCACCGAGAAUGAGUACCUGGGCCAGGACUUUCGCUAUGUUCAGUGGAAGAUUAUCGAGAAUGGCACUUCGGAGCAGUCAAAUAUGCCCUUUCGUUUGGUCACCCGUGAGUCUCGGGCCCUGGCCUUUAAGUUUCUGGAUAGCCUAAAUGAGACUUGCGUGCUGGAGUGCCACACGGAGAUACAAGCACAAAUGUCAUUACCCAGCCAGGAUCCAAAGUGUCAGGAUCGAAAUAUUGCCAACUCGUUGCUGUUGGUCACAGGUCUUAAGCCAGACACUCGCUACAAUCUGCAUUUCUACAACUGCAAGACACAUAUUUUCUAUGGCGACAUAGACGAGAAGACCGAGCAGGAUCCUCCUGGUACCAUCAGCAAUUCGAAGCUAAUUAAACAGAAUGGCCUGAAAUUGAUGUGGGAGCCACCGAUUAAUCCCAAUGGUCGUGUCCAUCACUAUGAUAUCCGUUGGUCCUUGGACAAUGUAACGCACGAAGCUAUUGUCAAAGAGUGCACCAAAUGCUCAUAUAAGUUCCCAAAUGUCUCGGAGACGGCGAAAAUCCACGUGGCAGUUCGCGUGAUGGGUGAUACUGGAGCAGGAGCUCCCAUGUACUUUGACAUGAUAAAUAAUAACCACACUUGGCUGAAGGAGGAAAGCGAAACAUCUCAUUCGGAGGUUUACAGUGGGAUUGCCAUAGGCUCUUUGCUGUCAAUAGCUUGUGUCUUUCUCUUUGGGCUGUUUAUAAUUUUCCAGCAGCGCAACUUCAAGGCCCGCGCCCAGGGACCCAGCCACCUGACCACACCCACUGAUAUUAAUUUCGGUAAUCUGAGCAGUGCCUCAGGGAUGCCGGGAGAUAGUGCUGGCGGUCUGAGUGGCGGAACAUUGCAGCAGGAUUGCCACGAGAUGCAGACUCUUAUUCCGCGUUCUCGUUACCACAUUGAAUUGUUGCCGGAGCACAGUUUGGAAUACCAGACCAGCACGGCGGCCGUGGCAGUUGUUCAUCUGGCCAAUGGCAAUGGGAGUGUCCAGGUGGCGAGGCGAUCGGAUCAAGAUGGAGCGGCUCAGGGGGACUUGGGCAUAGCCGGAGUGCACAACCUAUCGCAGUUGCCGUUGUGCGGAGUUGGAGGAAUAUCGCCGGAGCGAAAGACCGUGCAGGAUGCCAUGUUGCAGGAGGCGAAGGCAUUUUAUAUACCCUAUAGGCAUACGCCACCCAACGCGGUGGCUUUGAGCAGCUCCAAACAGUGUGCGGUGCCCAGUGGCUCCGAGCUGGAGGUGAUUGUGCCGCCAAAUUCGCUGCCAUUGGUCACCACCAUGCCUGGACUGGGUGUGGUCGGCGGCGGUGGCGGAGGUGGUGUAGGUGGCUCCAGUCGAAGGAGUGGAAGCCUGAGUAGCAGCAGUGCUAGCAGCAGCAGCAAUGGCAGCAGUAAAAAACAAUUUCACACCAACUUCGUACGCCAUUCGAAUUCCAAUGAUGGAAUUUGCCUGCUGGCCGAGGAGGAGGCGGCUGCCACCUUAACACCCACCUCGGAACGCGAGUAUGCGGCCGUAUGCCUCACCAAUGGUUUCAAACUGCCCGCCGAUGUGGCCAAAUCAGGGGGUGGUACGUAUAACACCACCAACAAUAACAAUAGCAGCACUAACACUAGCCAGAAAUCAGCAAAUGCCAAGGAGCGUCAGCCGCGAGGCAAUGGCAAUCCGAUCUCGUUCAGCCACAAUGCAUCCAAAGUUCCUGCCAACGGACCAGCGUCCGUUAACGUAAACCAUUCGUCGGCGGUCAAGCAAUCUUGGCCAGCGGCGACCGUGGUCCAUCGACGUGCCCAGGUGGAUCCCAAUGGGUGAAGCAAGCAGUAUUUUUAUGAAGCUACUACAUAGAAGCAAGCGAAACAAAACAAAUGGAAAGGAGAUGGGCGGAAAAUUAUAUAGGAGAGAAAACCACAUUCACAGCUCGAAACAUUCCAAAAGAAUAUUGAUUAUGGAGACGAUGAUGAUUAGGUCACUACGAUGAUUAGCAUUUAUAAAGAGUACAUUUUAUAAAUGUAAAUAUUUAGUAACUGAAACUAUGGAACUAUGGGAGAAAUGAUUAAUUAAGCUCAUAUUUAUACACAUGUAUCUACAUACACUCGUAUACAAAGCACGUACGCUAAGUUGUAUGCUAUAGUUUUGUCGCGUUUCAACGUUUUUACCGUACUUUUGUAUUUGUUUAGUUUUUGUUUGUUUUUUCGUUAAUUGAGGCUCAUUUUUACAUGUAACUUUUCUUACACAUAAACAUAAUUUAUUGUUGCUUUCGAUGCACACACACAUAACAUAACACAUGCACACCGAAAUACAUAAGUACAUAGCAAUAGACCGCGCAGCCCGCAAGUAUACAUUACAAUAUUUGUCGCUGAUAAUUACUACGUUUAACAAUUACUUCGUAAUUGCCGCAAAAAAAUUCAAUUACACUCACAUAGAAUAAAUGUACGCAAACAGAACAGCCAAAAAACCACAAAUACUGCAAUAGCCCACACUCAACCACCAAACUACCCAAACCACUCAAAUACCACUCAACCACAAUAGUCACAAGUGUUCACAUCGAUUCCGAUUUAAAACGUAAUCUAUUCAAUAAUAUUUGUAAUUUUAUUUUAUUUAUAUUUGUAGUCCUUUUUUAAGUGAAAUGUUUAAUUUCCGCAUAUUUACUGCUGCAUUUUGUUUUGUUUACACAACCGAUAUAUCAAAUGUACCUGAUUAUAUUCAUUUUGCAUUCUUGUUUUUGUGCUCUCGGUCUCACACACACUUUCCCUUUGAAAAAGGAACAAUUCCAAUUUGUGCACACAUCCAUAUUGCAUAACUCUAUAAUAAGCCACAUAAUCCAUCGCAUUGCAGCCGAUUUGUAACCUACAUAAUAAAUUCACCAACCGUACCUCGACAUCAAAGCUACGCCAAACGAGAAACUACACAAACCGAGCUCCUGCAUCCUCCAUUCCACUGAUAUUAUUUUUGAUAGGAAUUGGAAAGUUGAUUCAGUAGCCAACACAACGAAGUGUGAACUGUUGUUCUGUGCGAAACGAGAUGCGAAAAUUGUUACGAGAUUCAGAGACAGAAACACAACCAUGCACACACCUACCCCCCAAAAACCUAACAACUAUAGAACUAUAUAAUAUACAUUCCACUGGCGUAUGCAAGUCGCAGAUACAUUGUACACACACAUAUGACACCAAUUGGAGAUACGUUUUUAAAUGACUAAAACAAGUACGAGAAAAUAGAUAUAUAUAUUCAAUGUGAACAAAAUGUGUUUGAAAACUGUAACUGUAACUGUAUACGUAUUUAGAGUCUAAGUGCAAUACCAACAAAUAAUUAAAUAGCAAAAGGUAACCUUUAAGAUCCCUGAGGCAGAACAAAACCAACAACUAUAAACAAUAGUACCUUUCCACUCAACCAGAAGCAAUGUUCAAAGUAGACUCACCUCGAACCCAGUUAGUUGCGACUUAGACCAUCCGUAAAUAAACAAUCUGAUUUGUGUUCAAGCGGAAUGAAGCCGCAGACUUUGAACUUCCGAGUCACCGAAAGGAGUUACCAGUUUGUAUAGCCGAAUAAUUUUACAAUUUACAAAACCAAUGUGCAUGCAAAACUCAAAAGCCACAAAAUGAACUUUAACCUACGAAAGCAUUUAAAUACAAAAUAUAUUC